Prosopis cineraria is the source of this 1391-nucleotide messenger RNA. Its product is annotated as protein E6-like. The record is from RefSeq and is a predicted model, not a curated record. NCBI's taxonomy places the organism in Eukaryota, Viridiplantae, Streptophyta, Magnoliopsida, Fabales, Fabaceae.
UAUACACACACAAAAACACACAAACUCUCCAAGCCAAACCCACCUCCCUCUCUUUCACAUUCAUGUCAACCAUGGCUUCUUCCUUCUCAAACUGCAUUUCUCUUCUUCUUCUCACAUCUAUUUUCAUGUCUCUGCAAAUUCAUGCCAGAGACAGUCAGUUCUUCAGCAAAGUCACCCAUGUCACCAUCCCCACCACCACCAACAAAGGUGUUAAGGAGACAGAGCUUCCCAAAAAGGAAGAGCCUGUAAACAAACCAGAGCAGAGCUUCUUCAUGCCUGAGACUGAAAGCAGCUAUGGCCUGUAUGGCCAUGAGUCUGGUCAAUUUGCCCCAACAACCACCACCACCACCACAACCUACAAACCAUACAAGACAGAGUUCGAGCAGCACACGGACAAAUACCCUAACAAGUACUACUACAACAACGAUGCCUAUAAUACCAACCAAAAGGAAUUCACCAACACUAAGCUCACAGGAACUGGUUACAGCAACAACAACUACUACAACUACAAGACCGAUGCCUACGGAGGAAACCAAAAUGAGUUCAGCUCUAUGGAGAAUCAGAACAAUCAGAAAUAUUACUACAACAAUGCAGCUAAUGAUAGGUACUUUGACAACAACAACAAUGCUGUCAAUGACAAAUACUUCCACAACAACUAUGCUGCAAAGAACAAUUACUACUCCAACAAUAAUGCUGCAAAUAACAGGUACAAUAGUGAGAAGCAAGGGAUGAGUGACACAAGGUUUAUGGAGGGUGGGAAAUACUUCUAUGAUAUUAACGCUGAGAAGUAUGACCCAGCCCUCUAUGGAGAUUCAUCCCGAGGAGUGAACGCUAGGAGCUGGGAGAACAACAGGGGUUAUUUUGGCAAAAACAAUGCAAAAUCCUAUGAGAACACCAACUCAUUUGAAGGAUACCAGAACCAGGAAGAGUUUGAAAAUGAACCAGAAGACUUUGAGCCAUGAGCAUGUUUUCAGAGUGAAGAAUUCACUUUGCCUGUGGGUGUGGGUGUCUUUCUGAUGUUUUCCCAUGCUUUAGAUUAAAAGAUUUACAAAAAUGUUGAGGAAUAUGUUUAUUUAUGGUGGGUUCUUACUUAGCAGUAAUACUAUUAGAUCUUGUUUCUGGACUUGCGUAGUUUGUGUCAUGAUCUGGAAAUUUGCAUAAUACGAGUUAUUUCUGCUUAAAUCUAUCAGUAAGUUGUAUAACUGAGAUAAGCUUGCGUCUCUUUCUCUUGUAUCUUAAAUUAUUAUGUUCUGGGUUAUUUUACUCUUUCAAAGUAUCUCACUAUUAAAGGAGAUAGAGAGAAAGGAAGAAGAAGCAGAGGCGGACAAAAAUCACGAGUUUGUUGUAAAAUUUCUCAAUUUUGUUCACAAUUGUCCUUCCUUGUGCCUACC